AUGUGGGUCUUGGCUACAACUCCUACAGUUAAGAGCUUUUUCACUGGUAGCUUGAUAUUUACCUAUAUAAUUUUAUGUGUUGGUUCUCUACUGUUUAUAAAUGAAAUUUUAGGAUGGAUUGGGUCCUAUAAAAGAGGGACUUGCCUUAUGAAAUUUUAUUUGGUUCUUUCUGUGCUAACAAUCUCUGCUGAAGUAGGUGGCAUUGUUGCUUUGAAUGUUUUGAGCAUGAAGAUGACAGAUGUAUUGAGCACAGCAUGGAGUGAAGUAAACCAAAUAACAAAAAAUGUUGUUCAAGAACAUUUUGAAUGCUGCGGUUUCCUCGGACCCCAAGAGUUUGCUGAUACAACGGAUCCUAUUGAUGACAGCUGUUACUACACGGUUAUGUCGGACGAAGAUGCAUCUGUUGUACAAAUGCGGACUUUGAAUAGGAUGGGGUGUAAAGAAAAGUUGGUCGACUGGUUUUAUAGAAAUAAGUUAUUUGGAUCGCCAGUUUGGGAGAAUUGGUUAUUAUUGCAGGUGACUGUUGUCUUAUUCGCAGUUUGCGUCAUCAAUCAAUUGGACAAUCACAUUGGCUUUUUGAUUGCUUACAUUAUAUGUACACUUUCCAUUAUCACCUUUGCAUUCCUUUAA
Messenger RNA from Uloborus diversus, 630 nucleotides. RefSeq names its product CD63 antigen-like. Gene Ontology annotation, cellular component: membrane. Lineage: Eukaryota; Metazoa; Arthropoda; Arachnida; Araneae; Uloboridae. The record is from RefSeq and is a predicted model, not a curated record.